GAGAGAGAGAGAGACUCCCUCUCUCUCUCUCUUCCUAGCUGAUGGACUCUCUCGUUGCUGAUCUCUCCUUACCUGGAUGCCUGUCCUCAGUGGGUUGAUCCGCUCGGCUUGCCAGAACAUUUGGUCUGCUUAAUCCCCCUCUGACGCCCACGUUUGAGGGGCCAAGAGGCAAAAGGAGAAGAAGGGAGGGGGAAAAAAUGACCGGGGAGCAAAUAAACAAAUGAGUAGCAGCUCUGGAAUGAAACAUUGACUAAUUCUGGGCUUGACCUUCCAUGGCAGAAUGAAUCAGUAAAGUCAACAACCUGCCAAACCCCACCAGUUCCUGGUCAUACCAAAUUGCUGAUCCCUUCCAUAUCUCUUGAUAGCUGAAAGAAGUCAAACAGAUGAUAAGGCAGUGCUGAGAUUUUUUUAAAAGUACCAAACAAUGGUUCUCUGGGAGGAUACCAUUCCUAAUUGACAACAACGCCAGCAGAGAGCUUUCUCAGAAUUGUGGCAUUUUUAUUGUACAUCAAGACAGUCUCCAAAGGAGAAGCUAUGCUUGUGUAGCUAACAGCACAAAUUGGACAACUAAAAAAAAAGAAAUAGCAUAUAGUACGUUAGAGUAUAAAAACCACACACUGUGCUAAAUAUAUCUAGACAUAUAGACUCAAAAUGGAUGAUGGCCAAAGAAACAAAGUGAACCAAGUUUCCGAUGAUUAUCGGUACCAAGAUGGCGGCUAUGGAGGUUAUGCUCCCAAUGAUGGAUAUUAUCAAAGUGGGGAGGAGCCUGGUCAAGAGGAAGAUGCUCAAAGUGAUGCUACUGAAGGGCACGAUGAAGAUGAUGAAGUCUAUGAAGGAGAGUACCAGGGCAUCCCUCACCCAGACGACCUCAAGAAGCAGAAGAAGAAGAAAGCCCCAGAGGUGGCUGAUGAGUUCAGAGACCAUGCCGACCUCAUGGCGGAGAAGAUGGAGGAUGAGGAGCAGCUGGCCCACCAGUACGAAAACAUCAUUGAGGAAUGCGGUCAUGGACGCUUCCAAUGGAUGCUGUUUACUGUCCUCGGCUUGGCACUGAUGGCAGAUGGGGUGGAGGUCUUUGUGGUUGGCUUCGUUCUACCCAGUGCUGAGAAGGAUAUGUGCUUGUCACGCUCCAACAAAGGAAUGCUAGGACUGAUUGUUUACCUGGGCAUGAUGCUGGGGGCUAUUAUGUGGGGUGGCCUGGCAGACAAACUGGGCCGGAAGAAAUGCCUCAUCCUGUCUCUCUCCAUCAAUGCAUCUUUUGCAUUCCUGUCCUCGUUUGUACAAGGAUAUGGAUUCUUCCUCUUCUGUCGCCUUAUCUCUGGUUUCGGAAUUGGAGGGACUCUCCCCAUUGUCUUUGCCUAUUUCUCCGAAUUCCUGUCUCGUGAGAAGAGAGGGGAGCAUCUGAGCUGGCUCUGCAUGUUCUGGAUGAUUGGAGCCCUCUACGCCUCCAUCAUGGCCUGGAGCAUCAUCCCGCAUUACGGAUGGGGCUUCAGUAUGGGGACCAGCUACCACUUCCACAGCUGGAGAGUUUUCGUGGUUGUCUGCUCUCUGCCCUGCAUCGCAUCUCUGAUUGCCCUGAAGUUCAUGCCAGAAAGCCCACGGUUUUUGCUGGAGAUAGGCAAGCACGACGAAGCCUGGAUGAUCCUCAAGCAAGUCCAUGACACUAACAUGAGGGCCAAAGGCGAGCCAGAGAGGGUGUUUACGGUAGCCAACAUAAAAACUCCAAAGCAGAUAGACGAAUUCAUUGAAAUACAGUGUUCUACAGGGAAGUGGUACCAGCGUUCUUUUGUUAGAGUGACAACCACUCUCAAACAGGUUAUGGACAAUGUAAUAUACUGUUUGACAGCCCAGUACAGAUUGAACACGCUGUUCCUGGCAAUUGUGUGGUUCUCAAUGGCCUUAAGUUACUAUGGCCUUAUCGUCUGGUUCCCUGACAUGAUACGGUACUACCAAGAGGAAGAGUAUAAGUCCCGCGAGAAAGUCUUUAAUGGGGAAUCAGUGAAGGAUAUCACCUUCAACUUCACCUUGGAAAAUCAAAUCCACCGGAAUGGGACAUAUUUCAAUGACAAGUUCAUCAAAAUGAAGUUCCGAGAUGUGACUUUUGAGGACUCUGUGUUUGAGGAAUGCUACUUUGAAGAUGUGACAUCGAGCGAUACCUUUUUCAAGAACUGCAGCAUUAUAAAAACUGUCUUCUUUAACACAGACCUCUACAAGCAUAAAUUUGUCGAAUGCAAGUUUGUAAAUGCCACCUUCUUGGAGCAGAAGAAGGGCUGCCACAUGGAUUUUGAGAGGGACAACGACUUUCUGGUUUACCUCGUCGGCUUCUUAGGCAGCCUCUCGGUCUUGCCAGGCAACAUUAUCUCAGCCCUGCUGAUGGACAAAAUAGGUCGGAUCAAGAUGAUUGGGGGUUCCAUGCUGAUCUCUGCCGUGUGCUGCUUCUUCCUGUUUUUUGGCAACAGUGAGUCGGCCAUGAUUGGCUGGCAGUGCCUAUUUUGUGGUACCAGCAUUGCUGCCUGGAAUGCCCUGGAUGUGAUCACUGUGGAGCUGUACCCCACACAUAAAAGAGCCACAGCCUUUGGCAUCCUCAACGGGCUCUGCAAAAUUGGGGCCAUCUUCGGGAACGCUAUCUUUGCCUCCUUUGUUGGGAUAACCAAAGUGGUCCCCAUCCUCCUGGCAUCCUCCGCUCUGGUGGCAGGGGGCCUCCUUGCCCUGAGGCUGCCAGAGACUCGCGACCAAGUCCUGAUGUGAGCCGCCCAAAGGGACAAAGGAAACGUCAACAGACAGGGACGAGAUGCAUUUAGAAGAAAAUCGGGAAAAAGCCUGUCAAUAUUUCUCUGCCGAUACCUCAGAUCUGAGGAGGGAGGGGGAGGAAGAGGCACCCCGCUGAGAUAACGUUAACCCCUUAGUUCUAGGACUGUUGUGAAGUGGUGAUGGAGCCCGCUUGUCUAGGGCUGCACCCGCACGCGCACACCCUGAGCUUUGCUCAUUGCUUCCAAGCUAUCACUUGUUAGGGGGUGAAGCCCCAUUUCCCCUCUGAAUGUGUGUGAACAUCUCAGGCACUAAACCAGUAACAGCAGAAGAAGCUGCCUCGUGAUUGUGCAUGUUUGUCUAGAUGUGUGCAUUGUGGACGGGUGGCACUGGGAAGUGAGCCAUUCCUCACACAAGUGACCCUCCCAGAGCUCAGCUGAAUGGCUUGAUGUCUACAUUUCUAUAGCUUUCCGGGCAAUUAGCAAAAAGAAAAGGGGGGGGAUAAAUAUAGUUUUAAAACUGAAGCCCAUUCACCAAUGGUAGCUGGUCCUCAAGAGAGAUCACAAACCAGAUGGUUUAUUCAGGGGCAAGGCUACCCUUUUGGGGAGCCAACAGCCAUUGACUUACAUUUUGCGGAGGGCGGCCUCAUAUUUCGAGAACUGAGACGCCCAACAUAGCUUGUUGUGUUUCCACAAGGAAAGCCGCUGAUCCUUUCAUACAUCAGACCUCCAAGUUGUCUAAAGCAACCAUCACCACCUCUCUCUCAUAGGUAUGCAAGGGAAUUUGUAGGAGAUUCUGCACACACACUUUCCAUUUCAUUCUCAUCAAGCAGUUUUCAAAA
Messenger RNA from Lacerta agilis (Sand lizard), 3586 nucleotides. It is a transcript of the gene SV2B, whose product is annotated as synaptic vesicle glycoprotein 2B. Gene Ontology annotation, molecular function: transmembrane transporter activity. The record is from RefSeq and is a predicted model, not a curated record. The transcript is spliced from 13 exons. Bases 652 to 2745 code for a protein of 697 amino acids. Gene Ontology annotation, biological process: transmembrane transport; chemical synaptic transmission. Gene Ontology annotation, cellular component: membrane. Lineage: Eukaryota; Metazoa; Chordata; Lepidosauria; Squamata; Lacertidae.